AAAAACAAGCGACUGCAAACAUGGUGCGCAUCAUGAUCAAGGGCGGGGUGUGGAAGAACACGGAGGAUGAGAUCCUCAAGGCCGCCGUCAUGAAGUACGGGAAGAACCAGUGGGCUCGGGUGGCCUCGCUGCUCUCGAGGAAGUCCCCGAAGCAGUGCAAGGCCCGAUGGUACGAGUGGCUGGACCCGUCCAUCAAGAAGACUGAGUGGAACCGCGAGGAGGAGGAGAAGCUGCUCCAUAUGGCCAAGCUCAUGCCCAACCAGUGGAGGACGAUCGCCCCCAUCGUGGGACGCACGGCCGCUCAGUGUCUUCAGCACUACGAGCGGCUGCUGGACAUGGCCCAGGAUUCCGGCGGAGCCGCGGGGGGGGAGGGCGGGGCGGCGAUGGCCGAUGACCCAAGGCGUUUGCGUCCGGGGGAGAUCGACCCACACCCGGAGACGAAGCCGGCGAGACCCGAUCCCAUCGACAUGGACGAAGACGAGAAGGAGAUGCUCUCAGAGGCCAGAGCUCGUCUGGCCAACACCCGAGGCAAGAAGGCCAAGCGUAAGGCCCGGGAGAAGCAGCUCGAGGAAGCCAAGCGCCUCGCCACUCUUCAGAAACGCCGUGAGCUCAAGGCUGCCGGCAUCGAGAAGACGGCGAACCGCAAGCGCCGCAAGUACAUCGACUACGGCAAGGAGAUCCCCUUCCAGAGGAACGCCCCCGCCGGUUUCUACGAUGUGUCCGAAGAGGCGCAGAUCGCCAAGAAGGCGAGGCAGGACCCCAGCUUUUCCACCAAGUUCCUGCAAGACUUGGAGGACAAGCGAAGGGAUGAGGAGGACGAGCGGUCUCGCAAGAAGGACGAGGCGAAGAUCAAGAAGAUGAUGAAGGCAAACCUGCCACAGCAGAUCCUGGCCAUCAACGCAACCAACGACCCCAUCCCCAUCCGGCGCAGGUACCGGGGGGAGUGGACGGAACUCAGCCUCCCGGCACCUCAGGUCAGCGAUGGGGAGCUGGAGGAGCUGGUCAAGAUGGGUGCUCAGGCCCAGGCGCAUGUGAGGGAACGGAUGGAAGACAAAGUAACCAAGAUUAGUGCUGAAGCAAUGCAGUUCUUUGUAGGCUGCGAAGCGCGCAACCUCGCUCUCCUCACCAUUGGGCAAACGCCCCUGCUCGGCGGCGAGAGCCCUCACCUCCAAGAAGGGACUGGCUUCGGUGGCAGCGCGCCCAGGCAAAACAGGAUGACCACCCCCAGCACCAUGGGGGCGAGGGGCGGCGGCGGCGGCGGCGGCGGCGCGGGGGGGGGGGUGGGGAGCUCUACCCCCGUGCCGGGGACGCCUUCGACGGUGGGCGGGUUGACCCCCGGGGGGGGAAGGGGGCGGGGGGUAUCCGGCGGCACGCCCAUGAGAGACGAGCUGGGGCUUAACGACGACGCGAGCAUGGCCAGCAUGUCCCCCAUGGGAAGCGUCUCGUCCUUCGGAGGGGGUCCCGCGGGAUCGAAGGAGGAGAAGGCCAGGGAGAGGCGCAGGAAGGAGGAGCUCCGCGCGAAGCUGUCGGGCCUCCCCGCCCCCCAGUACGAGUACGAGCUCGUCGCCCCUGACGUGAUGGAGGAGGCUGACGGGGCCCCUCUGCGAGAAGAAGACGCGGCGGACCGCGACGCUCGGCUACUGGCCGAGCAGGCCGCCCGCGAGGAGGCGGAGUUCCGCAAGCGCUCGCAGGCCGUGCGCCGAGACCUCCCCCGCCCCGGGUCCCUAUCUGAGGCGUUUUCAUCCGCGGGGCCCCGUGCAGACUCCGCCCUCGCGGCCGCCGAGGCUCUCGUGAAGGCGGAGGCGGCACGGCUUGUGGAGCACGACUCUGCCGCUUACCCCUCGGCUUCCGCGAUCGCCGCGGCCGCCUCCGCUGCUGCUGCUGCUGCUGCGGCGGCGGGGGGAGAUGACGGCGGGGGUGGUGGUGACGGCGGAAAGAAGAGGAAGAAGAAGAAGAAGAAGGCGCAGGCUGCCGCUGCGGCCGCGAUGAUGUCAGGAGCCAUCCCUGAGAUCGAGACCUUCGAGGAGGAAGAGCUAACAAACGCUCGCCUCAUGAUCGAACAAGAGGCUGAGGAAAACAACCAGGAGUUCCCUUCGCUGGAGGAGUUCAACGCCACGUGGGAGGCGUGCUUCUCGGAGUGGGCGUACUUCCCCAGCAGGAAUGCCUACGGCAGGGUCUCCACCGCCACAAAGGCCGACAGGAUCGAGUCCGCCAAGCACCGCUUCGAGGCUCUUCGCGCUGAGGCCGACGCUCAAGCCGGCCGCGCUCGCAAGCUGGAGGCUCGCCUCAAGAUGCGUCUCGGGGGUUACGCCAAGGUGGCCGACCAGCGAGCGGCUGGACUCAACCGCGUGCACCAGGAGGUCGAGAACGCCCAGAUCGAGUCCUCGUGCCACAGCAUGCUGCUUGCCAACGAGGAUGCCGCCAUUCCCCGCCGCAUCGCGGACGCCGAGGCCAGGGCGGCCCUGGAAGCGGAGGCGGAGGAACUCUUGCAGGCGGAAUACCAGAGGCUAGUGGAGGAGAAGGCUGGGCUGUUGGCUGCCAGGGCCGCCGCUAGGAAGGAGGCUUCUGCCAAGAAGACGGCCGCCAAGCGUGCGAGGCGGGCGCAGGAGGAAAAGGAAAUGCUGGAGGAGGAGGAAGAGGAAAGGAAGAAGAGUGCCGCUGAGGGAGGUGAUGCCUCCACCGCCUCUGACGCUGCUGCGGUCGCUGGUACCAAGUCGAAGGCGGGCGCCCCGGAGGCUAUGGUCGUGGAGAGCGAGGAGUCCACGGAGCCCCCCAAGGAGGCCGCCACUGUCAUCGCCGCCUCCUCCUAGAAGUCAACGGACGAAAGCCCAACGGACAAAAAAAGGCCAAGUAGAACAAUGAGACCAUUGCAACAUAGCUGCUGUUGCUGCUACCCAAGCGUCUUUUAGGGAAGGUUCAUGAGCUACAACAUUAGCAUUAUUGCGUUCAUUUGCAUUGUUCUGUCCAAUCCACGUAGCCAAGUGAUUGUGUGCUCAGCGUUGUCCAUUCUUUUUUUUUUCCCAUUCUCGUGGUCUCGCCUGUCGGAAAGAGCGAGGGAGAAGAAGAGCCUGCACGUUUUUGAAAGAGGGUGCUAAAUGCGCUUGUCGCGUGGAGCGUUGAGGAGAUUUCAUAAGCGAUUUUUUCUCGGGAAACAUGCCGCCUUCAUCGGACCGCCUACCGUAGAUGACGUUAGAUAUCACCCCCGCCCCCCCGGCCGGACAGAUUCCAACGCUGUAAUUCUCCACACGCAGAGAGAGUGGGGUACCUAAAAACCGCAGCGUUUGAGCCGCCUCCUCGAGAGCUUUACGAAAGCGCGUCGUUUUCGGUUGUGCAUCCUCGUCGUCGUCGAGUAACCGAGUUUCAGUCCAGAGGGUGUGGUACCUUGCGUCACCUGCGGUAAUGGGAGUGGUCGUCUGGCAGCAACCAGGCCAGGAAAGCUUGCUACCUACGACCUUCAGGGCACUCUGGGAGCUUAUUUCCUUGGCGUGCUGUUACAUUCAGAAACGGCCCUCGCUCACCCCGCUGUCGUUUCAUUUCCUUGUUUCAACUCCGAAGAACCGCUUGUUUUCGGGUAGAUAGCAACAUCUGUGAAGGAAACGACGCAUGGAAACUCAUGCACUGGUUUCGCAUAGGAAAGCCGUGAAGGGGGUGAAGAGUUAAUGUUUUUCGUAACAACCGAACUCUGGGGUUCAGCCACCUACUGCUGCUGUCUGUGGUGCUGACGGGAAGGUAGGCCCACAUCUACCACGCGUCAGCGUACGGUUUCCUCCCAUUUUUGUCGUUUCGGUUUCGGUUGUGGGGGCUGCUGCGUAGGUUCUGCCGGAGGAAUGUGUACGGAAGGCAGCCCGUAUAGAAGGGCUUGUUUCCUUGCGCAGAAUCGACGCGCCACCCCCACUGGUAAAUGUUUUGAGCAAUCCGCGCGGCUGACUUCCUCGUGGAGGAAACAGAAAGCAGAGAUUGCACCGGGUUUAUGGCGGGGUUGGGGUUCCAAGUCCUCUGAAGAUUUCUCUUGGCGACCAACGUUAGCCUCCCUGUUCUUGACCACGUAGAAAAGGUCAUUUGGUGGUGGUGCGAGCAAAUACACCGCAUACCGGCUGUAGCGUGGGCCUAUCUAACCAACUAAGUUCUCUAAUGUUCUGUACAGACAAUUGUAGCCCUGGAAGGACCGAGUUGCCCUCGAUAGACGCUGGGGAGAUUGCAUCCUUUAGGCAGAGGAUCUCUAUCUCUUAUCUCUACACGUGUGCUUGACUGGAGGCGUUCCUUGAAGUGGCUAGUUCUUUGAUAGUCUCAUCAUGAUAUCUCGGUGCUCGUUUGGAACCAGUUACCACGCCUACGGUUGUUCCAUGGAGAACCGAGAUGCAGGCACAGACUUCAGAGAAAAAAUGUGUCCAAGUUAGACGUUACUGACCGCGCCUGCACUUGGGAACCUUUAGUUUUGGCGGAAGCGGGGGUUCUUAUUUCCUACGGUCAUGCCAAGGGUAUACGUGAAAAAAUUUCAAGACACAUAGGCCUACUACCGUAGGGGCUACGGUUUACGAGAGCUCACUUUAAGAUAAUGGCCGGUUUAAGAGAGCAAAAUAGCUAGACACAACACACCCCUCUCUUAAAUCGAACCCCGAUUCUCUUUAACCGAACCUGCCCCCCUCCCCCCCCCUGUUGUAGCCCAGUUAAACCGUAGCCCCCACCGCUUGCAGGACCACCUAUCCCCCAACAUGGGUCUACAGUAACACUCACCACACACCCGUCAGGCAAGUUGUACCUCUGCUCAACACGUUAGGGUGUCCUCGACAACAUGGGUUCUCCCAACCUUGGUAGGAUGACCGAAUGGCUGCGCGCUUGUCCUCGCACACGAACAAGCGAAAAUUUGUUUUCCAGCAAAGCCAAACAUGAUCCUCAGUCAAAUCCGGCCUUCAUUGAACAUCUUGAGACAGAUCCUCCGUCCUCGCCGAAGUUGCAGAGUUUCCUCAACUUAGAACCCAUGGGUCUCCGCCCCUGAUUUACUCUCAGAUGCGACCUUACAAGAAGAGUUGUUCAAGCUUUGCUCGAUACACCUGGCAACUUAAAAAAUAAUGUGGCUACGGUGACCUUUGACUUCAUCACAAGAGAGCAUCAUUAGUAUAUUUUUCAAAUAUCCACACACCGACAUUCUGUCGUAACCUGAUCGUUCAAGUUGGCCGAUUCGCUAUGUGGUUUUCCGCUAAAACUUGGAAAGCGAUGAUCAUGUUGCCUACAUGUAAGACGGUAGCUGUGUGUUCUCAGUUACACCUACAUGAGCCAGACGCAUUCUUCUUCUAUAUAAGACGUUGGUAGCUCGUAGUGGUAGUUUGGUGUGAUUAUUUACUUCGUUUUUGGUUUCAUCUGCGUUUAGAAUUGUUGAGUGGCUGCCGUUGCCGAUUUGCCGGUCUUGAUCCUUCAGAACGAAACGAAGAGAACAAAGAGUUCAAAUACCACAUUUUUGAACAUCGUCAUGGUGCCAAGGGCAGCAGUAGCAGUGGAGCACGCGAUUCAAGCUCCCACAGUAUCCGGAAUUUCCAGCACAAGAUGCUGGUGAAAGGGUAUCACUUACAGCCAAACCUCACUCACAUUUCGGUGUCUCCGCACACUGUGCGGAGACGACGAUACCUGUGCGAUAAUCUAGCAAAUCAUUAGGACCCGCUUUUUUUUCGCCCACACUGUGCCAAGACC
Ectocarpus sp. CCAP 1310/34 is the source of this 5685-nucleotide messenger RNA. NCBI's taxonomy places the organism in Eukaryota, Phaeophyceae, Ectocarpales, Ectocarpaceae. The record is from the annotation of a GenBank genome assembly.